AUGAGAGUUCGGUGGAAUUUAACCGUUAAUUUUGGUCGAGAAGAAAGCAACGUUGUGUUUGUGGUUCAAAAAUGUGGAACGAAGAAGAUAGAUUUAGUUUCAUUCGUGCUCUCCUCCGAUUGGAUUCCACAUUUAUCGUCUCUGAUGUUGCGCUCUAGGGAGAUUUCAACCAGCGGCUUCGCUUCGUUCUGGCCAUCGUCUUCUUCAUCGUUCGGUUACCACCUUGCGCGAGUCUGCGUAAAGGGUUCUACCGCCAUUAAAGUUCCUUGUUGCUCUCUCACGCUUGACUCGCAGGAGGUACAGUCCCAGGCAAAUUGCAAGCAUGAGCCAGCAGUCAUCGGAGCCGGAGAGUAUAGGAAGGGGCCGGAGGAGGGCCCGGAGCCGCCGGAAGACGGUGUUGACGGGAUUUCGGGAAUUCAUGUCCCCAGACAGCGGUAUAUAGCCAUCUCUAAGUCGGAGCUCUUGGACGCGAUUGUGGAUAUGUUCGAGUCGCAAGAAGAUAAAGAUCAGUUUCGUCUUCUGUCCUCUUGCUUGGAUUCUAUUCUGCAUGCUGAGCACAAAAGCAUCUUAGAGGAAAUGCGCUUUGACUAUACGCUUACUCAGUCCAUGGAAAAGAAGGGAAUUAAUUGCAACAAUUCAGCUUGUUCAGAUGGAGAAGAAUUAAACAGUGGAAAUGAAUCUGACUUUGAUUUAGGAAAUGGUAUCAAGAUUGGGAGUAUGGAAAAAAUUAGCAAAUAUAAAAAUGAACCUCGAAUGGAUUUGAGAUCUCUUUUUGGUUCUUCAACCAAAAAAAUUGAGAAUGACUCUCCAAAGGAGUCCAGAGUUGCUGUUGCCACUCGUUUCCAGCGUGCUUUUGUGGAGCUUCUGUACAAUGCUCAGUUUGAGGAGCUGUCAGCCAGGGAUUUGAUGUUGACAUCUGCAUUGAACAGUGAUUCUCUACUCACUUUACCAAUAUAUGUUGACUGGAAGAAAGCGUCAGAAUCUAAUGCAAUAAUAUUUAGACGGGGUUAUGCAUUAGAGAAGCAAAAGGGCUUACUACUAGUUGAAAAGUUGGAUUACUUACAAUCAAAACUUCUGCAAGGAAUUUUCUUCAUUGUUUCCAAACCACUGGGAGAAGUUGGUAUAUGGAUAACUAAGGCCUUUAUGGAUCCAAGCGAGGGACAAGAUCCACAGGUUUGGACUGAAAGGGUAAAGCAUUGGCUCAAGGAACUGCCCUUUUUCCAGAAAUCUUAUUCUUACAGCGAAGGAACCUCUGAUAACCUACUAGAAGUUGGUUAUCUACCAGAUAAGAACCUUCCUAUUUGGCUGGCAGCACAAAGGGCAGUAACUCGUUAUGAAGGAAUUCUCUCACCAGUUGGACCCCGUGGCAGGCUCUUAAGGAAGUUACUUAUGUGGACUGGACUCAUUCCGUCAACACCAAAAAUCCCAUUUAACCUUGAAUCUGAUGUUACUAUUUCUGAACCUUAUUUAAGGCCAAUCUUUUUAUCGAGGAUAACACUUAGUGAUAUAUGGGAACCUGCUACAAGGAAAUCCAGUCAAAAUGAUUUUUGGAAAAUGUUGAAGACUGCUAUUUCCAUUAUUUUCUCUCAAUCAAUUCUCCAGGAACCAGCAUUCCAAGAAUUAAUUUUACUUUUCACCAAGGGAAGUGGUGACAGAGACACUGAAGAUACAGCUGAGAUUCCCUCGUUGCAGUUGAAGAUCUACGAGAAAAUUUCUAUUCCUGAUCUACCUGUUAUUUUUCCUCACAAGAAGCUGUCUUUUCGCAUCCUAGACACGGUGCGCUUGGAUGUUGCCACAAUAUUGGGACUUUUGGCAUAUUUCAUAAAUUACAAAUUUGAGGAUAUCUUAUCAUCCCCAUCUGCAGUACUUCUAGAUGUGAUUGGGAUCAGUGCUCUUAUAAUAUAUCUGACCCGUGUAGCUUUGGGCUACAAACAGACAUGGGAUAGGUAUCAACUCUUGGUCAACAAGACACUGCAUGAGAAAACCUUAGCAAGUGGCUUUGGCUCGGUGCACUUUCUUCUGGAUGCUUCCGAACAGCAGCAAUACAAAGAAGCCAUAUUGGUUUAUGCAAUCCUACUGAAAGCAGAGAUUGGCGAGGUCACUUGCCCGAAGAACGUUAAAGACAAAUGUGAGAGGUUUAUGUACAACACUUUCAAAGAACAGGUUGAAAUGCCAGUUGAUAAAGCCAUGCAAACGUUGUUGAGGCUGGGUCUUGUAACUGAAAGAGUUGUUGACCAAAAACUUAGAUUGCAGCCAAUUCCUUGCACUGAGGCAUUUCACGUCCUUAAACAACGGUGGAAUGGUCUGCUCCAUAAACAGCCAUAUGGCCCUUGAGUUGGAUAUUUGAUUGUUGGGCAAACAUAUGAACGGGCACAUAUGUAUAUGCGUGUAUAUAUGCAUACAUACAUACACACGCAAUGAAUAGGCUACAAUUUUGAAUGCAUUGUUACUUUUUGUUGC
Molecule: messenger RNA, 2460 nt
Organism: Diospyros lotus (date-plum)
Lineage: Eukaryota; Viridiplantae; Streptophyta; Magnoliopsida; Ericales; Ebenaceae
Exons: 14
Coding region: 1-2334 (777 amino acids)
Source: RefSeq, a predicted model, not a curated record